Messenger RNA from Theobroma umbraticum, 4309 nucleotides. RefSeq names its product Zinc finger C-x8-C-x5-C-x3-H type family protein (gene FES1). The record is from RefSeq and is a predicted model, not a curated record. Gene Ontology annotation, molecular function: metal ion binding. NCBI's taxonomy places the organism in Eukaryota, Viridiplantae, Streptophyta, Magnoliopsida, Malvales, Malvaceae.
AAGGCUAAAGCCAGAGAGUGAUAAUAAAAGCGCGUGGAGAAGAAGCUAGUGGGGUCCUCAUCCAAGUGAUAACCGACCUCCAGAUGGCAGAAAGAUGAAAGACAAUCACUCUUUGAGUGCGCAGCUCAGCAUCGCGUUAUCACCUUUUUCUGCCUUUCUUUCUUCCUUUUACGACCCCGUCAAAAGUACCGAGCCCAGCCGCAAUGCCUCUGUCAACCUCCGUCGUUGUUCCACGCGCGGAGAGGGACGAUGAGCGACGCGCCACCUCGACCACCGAGCGAGAAAUCAACAGCUCCGAUAUGGAAAUCGACGACGACGAUGAAGAAGAAGAAGAAGAAAGGGAUUUGCAAGGGUCUUCGAAUCGAGACGAUGCUAGUAAUAUUCUGGAGUCCAAGGGGCAUAAUGGAUGCCUAGAAUCAGGUUCUUUUACUCCUGGAAAGUCUGAAACAAGGGUACCAUCUAAAAGCCUUGCCUUUUCUAUUCUUCUAAAUGAGCCAUUGGUGACUCAAAAGGAGGAUAUAUGUAUGAACUAUGAGGGUUCCAAGUAUCCAAUAUCUGGAAAACAGCCUGCAAAAGAAAAAGCAACUCAACAGUAUGUGGUUAGUGAAAAAGAUGCUCGAGUCAUCUUACAAACAAAAGCCCCUGAAAACCACUGUGAACAGCAAAGUAAUAGCAAGAGUCAUUCAGUUAUCAGUGAGAUACAUUCCAGUGUUGCUGGCAAAGAGGUAGUCAUUACAAUCCCAGUCAGAUAUCACUCAGGAGGAGUUAAUGAUGUUAAAGGUUUUAAGGAAAAGAGUAAGCAAAUGAACUUGCAAUCAGAGGAUGAUAAAAGGAAGAUUAAAUCAAGGUUUUACAGAUCCGCUGCUCCUCAGACUAGUACUGGAAGUCUGUCCCCUGGUGCUGAGUUGGACAGUGGGAGCAAACGCCCUGCAAUUAUCUGUGACUUUUUUGCUAGAGGGUGGUGUAUCAAAGGAAGUUCAUGUAGAUUUCUUCACAUAAAAGAUAGUGGGAAUAAUCCUAGACAACAGCCUGAGGUAGAUGUAGCUACAGCAGAUGUGAAAGGAGCUGUUCAGCUUGAUGAAGGUUUUGAUAAUGCUGCUGAAAGAUCAAGAUCACCUGGUUCUACUGAUACACUGCCUUCAUCAGUUGAAAAUAAGACUGCAUUGUCUUCUCAUUUCUUUUCAGAAAGAGUCCUGCCAUCUGGACAUGAUGAAAACCAACGGUUGCAUCCAUUUCAUGAAAUUAAUAAGUUCUCUUUACUCCAGAGUAAGGAUAAAUUAAUGGGCACUUCCCCUGCCUCUCAGCAAUUUUCUGCAUCCAUAGAUGAUUUGGGACCAUCUAAGGAUGUAAGACUAAAUAGUAUAGGUCAGAAUUUGCCUGCUGAUAGUUAUACCAAGCCUGCUUCACUGAGUGACAGAGGUAGUUCUACCUUGAGAAAUAGUUUUCUUCCUGAGUACAGAUCUUCAUUAAGUGGCUCAGUUACAUCAUUGGGCAAUACAUAUAGUGAAAAUCGAGCUUAUUGUGUCUCAACAUGGAUGGGAUCCUUUCCUUUUGGUUCUUCUUUGAGUGCAUGCUCUUUUGGUGCUCAAAAGGUGUCGGACAGUGACAGAGAGCAUGAUACUUCCAGACUGUCUUCUUUGCUGCAAAGCUCUUCUCCCUUCUCCAGGUCUGAACACGACAACUUUCAUCUGAAUGAUAUUGCCAGGGAUCCAUUGCACGUUGCUGAUUAUAGAAUAAAAAUUUCUUCAGAUGAUUGGGAACCAUCAGUACCUUUUCGACCAUCCUUUUUUGUCACUUCUAGCAUAUCACCCCCACGAGGCCAGUACAAUCCUCUUCGUGAUAGCAUUGAUAUGUCCAAUGCAGGAGAGAGGUCUCUUAAAUUUUCUUUCUCUAGUCAAGGUCCAUCCCUCCUGAAUGUAACAUAUCCACCAACAUAUGGUGAUUCUACAUCAACAGGGCCAGUGGUCCCUGAAUGUAAUGGUGAUAAAAAAAUUGCAUCUUGUCAUAAUAGAUACCCUGAAAGUUUGGUCGACAACAAUUACCACAACUCUGGAAAAGAUUCGCUCACAACUGAUGCAAAUGAUGGAACUUCUGCAGCUGACAUGCAAAAUGGAACACUGGUUAAAGAAGAGAUUUCCUCGGUUGCCUCUCAUGUCAAAGACAUUUCAAAGGCAAAUAAAAUUGAUACUGAUCUUGAUGGUAGACAUCAAAGAGAUGGGUCUAGAUGCAAAAAAGACUUAAAAGUAGGCAGGGGUAGAGAAAAGAAUGAAAUAGAUGUUGAGCAUAAGGCAGAUGGGGAUCCACACAAAGAGUCAAAAGCAAUGAAGCAUUUCCGUGCUGCUCUUGUAGAUUUAAUUAAAGAACUGUUGAAACCAACUUGGCGUGAGGGUCAUCUCAAUAGAGAUGCUCAUAACACAAUAGUCAAAAAAGCAGUUGACAAGGUUCUUGGCGCCAUACAGCCUCAUCAAAUUCCAAUCACCUUUGAAUCAGUUAAGCAGUAUCUUUCUUCAUCCCAACCAAAAAUAGCAAAGCUUGUUCAGGGAUAUGUUGAUAAAUACAGCAAAUCUUGAGAUGCUAGGCAGAAUGCUUAUGUAUUUGUACAUAAAUACGAUUUCUGUUUUUACUGAUGAUAUGUGCAUGUUGCUUCUCUACAUUGUUGCCACACUUGUAGAAGGAGAUCUAAAGAGAGAGGUACUCAUAUCAUAUUGCUUAAGGCUUACCUUUUCUUUAGUGAUUUAAUAUAGACAUCCCUAAGCAGUUGCUUUAAAUUUUUGCUCCUUCCCCUGAUGAUUUUGUUGUUAUAAGUUUGCCUAAAUAAUGUUGUGGCUUAAAUCACUAUAGGUACAACUAGAAUGGCUUCAAAAUUCAUGGGUCAGUUUUUAUGUGAUUAAAAGAAAAAAAUAAAACGACUUUUUGCUACUGAUUUAGAGAACGCUUUAUCCUGUAAUUUUUCCUUUUAUUAAGGUUUGAAUGAGAAUUGGAUUUGCAAAUAGACUAUUGUGUGAAGUAAUGUGUCAAGGUCUAUUAUAAGACUUUGUGUACAACUUAAUAUGCAUUCCAUUAAGGUGAAAGAUACCCUCUCAUAGGGAUAUCUGCUAAAUUUAGAAAACUAUGGUCAUUAACACCUGGAAACUCUUGGGAAAGCUAUCUCCAAAUCUUGCUUCUGACUGCCCCUGUGAUUUUCUUUAGAAUGCCGUAAUUUAUAUUGUCAAGUUGUUUAGGCUUGUAUAUUAAUGGAGUUGUUAGGUGAGAGAGACUGGUACUUUACUGAACUUAUGCGAAAAUGGUAAGUUAGGAAUACAGCUAUCUAGUGAUGCAGUGACCAUUUAGUUCCAUAACUACAUAGUAGAAUUUCAUUUGUUUUGAGAAAAGUAAAACCUCUGUAUGUAACUUUAUUCAAUUAUUCCAACUCUAAAAAUCUUGGUUGUUUCUGACAACUCUUUUAUCUCAGGUGGCAAAUUCAAUUUUGAAAAAUUUCAAAGGAAAGAAUAGACUUGCAUUAAUUUAACUUGGUACUUUCUCAUGGCACGGUAUGUGCUUUCAUUGUUGGCCUCACUGCAUGGCAUUCCCUGCAUGGGGAAACAAAUGAUUGGAAUAAUUUCUGGCCAAACCAAGAUCUUGAAGAAGUGCUUCCCUUUUUAACUUGAUUUAUCACUUUUCGGUUUGAUCUAUGAGAAUCUUUUGAAUGAUCGGCAUGGUUGCCAAUUGGCAUCUUGCUACUGCCACUAGAUGCUGGUCGUAACUGUUUGUUGCCUGGCUUGUUGGCUGCCUGAGAUUGUCCUGAUUUCAGUAAGAAUUCUAGUGGCGGGAGAUGACUAUCAGAGAUGGCCAUGUCAGGAUGGGAAUUUUUCUUCAAGUUGUGAGGACUUGUACCAGGUGUACCCGAAACAAACUCAAACUCUUGGUCAUCUUUGUUAUUCUGGUACGCUCUGUUGGGAGGAGACUUAGAUUGCUGAUCUUGAAUACAAAUGAGGCCAGAAAAGGAGAGAGAGUUAAGCGAACUGCUAUCAGCUGCAACAUCCAUGGAAAUCUUGUUUUGCAUGUGGGUUCCCAUUGAUUUUGUUGUGAAUACGGCUCAGGGUGUCUGAAGCUUAUAUACGCAGGUUCCAUGGGAUAUUUUGAUCAACCUGUUUGUUAUGAUCUGUUUGUUUUUACUUUAAUCUUUUGCUUGGUUUGACUGUUUUGAUAUCAACUAAUUGUAAAAUUCUGAUAUGUACUAAAUUUUUAUUUGCUAUAGGAUUAGCAGUUCUGAUGAAAGCAGACAAAGUGUGUAUUGUUUCAUCAGUUGAAACUUGAGGGAAUCUAUCGG